CAAUCUACUUUAAAGCGGCAGGGACUGGAAACCCCAGCACCGCGUGGGUGAUUUAACUCUGCUGAGAGAUUUUCCUUUGUGUUUUUAAUGCGAUAGCUACAAUUUAAGCCCCAUGUGAUUGGGUAGCCAGCACGAAGUUGCACAAGAAAGGGAUUAGUCAGAGGUUUAUCAGCAGAGGGAUAUAAGAAAAUGCAGUGGAAGUAGUUGUCCUUUCCUCCCUUCUCCUUCCUGUUGAGUUCCCCCUGGGAGUGCCCAGAGUAAGGGACCCACCUGCCUUUCAGAGACCUCCAAGCAAAGAAGUUUUACAUCACUUUUCAUCAGGCUGAAGCAAACCAGCUCCUCUGUCAUGAUAUACCUAGUCCCACCUAUAGCACACCCCAUCCUUUCUUUGGGUGUGCAGUUUAUUUUCCAGGAAGAGGAGGAUGUGGAAAAGCUGCUGUUUGUUUCUCUGCAUGUUACACCACUGUAGAGAAACAACCUGCAAAAAGAUAGAAGCCCAUUAGGCAGCAAGUUGCACUAUGGGGGUUUUCCCCUUUUAUUUCUCCUCUUACUUUAUGUAGCUGGAACCAGCUUUAGGCAGACUGGAUGUUUUGAAUACCUAGAAAAAUUAUUUUAACAUGUUUGUAAAACAAACUGGCCUGCUGCAGCCCUCACUGCAUUGCUGAAACUGCCUGGAGUCAGACUAGGGCUAAACAGAAAAUGGGCAGGAUGAUGAAGAAAAUGUUGUAGGGCAGAGAUAAGAAGUGGAAAUGGAAAUAUACAGCUUAAGUGUGUGUGGGAAGAAAAGAUUUCCAGCUGUGGUGGUUCUUAGAGGCAGAUGUCUGCUGGGCACGCUGCAGAUCACAUCCACAGACAUUGGUUUCUUGAUAUGAAAAUCAGGGUGCAAGAAUAUUGUGCAACCAGAUCUCAUCCUGAAGUGGAGCUGAGAUAUGGUUGGGAAAGUAGUAAUUAUUUCUAGGUUGUGUAAUAUAGAUGCAGCCAGAGGGGCUGUGCUAGCAAGCCCAUGCUGCGUGAGUUAUCACCAAGUAAUUUCAGGAUUAUGAGCUAUACAGUAAAAGGAACUCAGGCCUCACGAUUCUUUAUAUACUCUGUGAUUACAUUAUUUUUAAAAAAAUGUACGGGGCAUUCUGUAGGCAUUGCAGAGAUCUCGUGCUGCACAGCUAACCAAACAAACGCUACAGCACUGACCUAAUGCACAGACCCUCCGGUGCAUCCUUGCCUUUUACUUUCUCACUAAAGACCUACACCAAGUAACCAGAGGAAGAUGGACAUGGCUUCUUCCAUAAUCAGCUGGUAUUGCUCCCCGAGUUAGCUACUGCUUUUUAUUGGAAAUUGAUACUAGUAUUUAAUUUCUUGGGAAUUAAAACACAUGAGCUCCCGCUGCUGUGGUCUGCUAGGGUGAGCCUACCAGCACAUUCCGAUCUUACUGCAUGGCUUCAUUCCUCUUUCUCCUUUGUGGUGUCCAAGAGGGAGUAUUUUGCCAUGCUUGGGAAGUCCUGCGAAAUACUGCUGGAAAACAUAGUAUAUAAUUAGUAGUAAUAGCAGUCAGAAGACUAGGACACCAACACUCAAUUCAAGGCAAUUCACUGUCUCAAUGGAAAUGGUACCAGCCUGGGCCCCAGCAGUGGGUUUCACACUCCUGCCCCAUGCAGGAGGAUUUUUAGGAAGCAAAAUAACCAAAAAGGAAAUCCCAGUGUGGUAUGAAUCUCUACAGAAGCCAUCCUGGUGUCCACCUAACUGGGUGUUUGCUCCUGUUUGGGGAACUCUCUACACAUCUAUGGGCUAUGGCUGCUACCUGGUGUGGAAGGAAUUGGGUGGCUUCAAUGAAAAGUCAGUAGUUCCUCUGGGUCUGUAUGCAGGGCAGCUGGUAUUAAACUGGGCAUGGACUCCGAUAUUUUUUGGAGCUCACAAAAUGGGAUGGGGGUUGGUGACUCUCCUGCUCACAACUGGUACAGCAACGGCUACAACUGCUUCCUGGUAUAACAUCAACAAAACAGCAGCUUAUUUGAUGGUUCCUUAUUUAGCUUGGCUAACCAUGGCUUCUGCACUCAAUUACCGUAUCUGGAAGGACAAUCGCAACAAGAAGUUAUCUGAAUAAACAGUUUUCAGCCAAAGAAGAUAAAAUAUUUUUUUCACAAGAAUUUCCUAAAUAAAAUUAUGGCCUUAUUUUAUUAUUAGCUGAACUACUUAUACCGUUAGUUUGUUACUUACAAGUCGAUAAAGCAGUACUUGUUUAAAACAAAUAUGCCUUUACUAGGCAAGUCAAAGGAGCGUACGCCUGACUGGGUUUUAUAGCAAACUAAAAGAUGCUCCUAAUUGAAAAGGACUAGUUUUCUAUAUCACAGCAUUAUAUUUUAUGUGACAACAGCAUUUUAACUAUUACCAGAAAUAAGCAUGAACUCCAGCUUCAUAUUAACAGUUUCCAGAAAGGUGUUCCUAACAGCGACAGGCAUUAUCAUGGCCUGAAUCUUUCAUGUUUUCCACUAGACACAGUGCUUUACUGUCGUGAUGUGUCCCACUACAGCUGCCAGGUUUACCUUCUGGUCAUUGUACUCUGGAAGUGUUUUAAGAUGAAUCUUUUUCACUAUUUGUGCCUUCUCACUUUGAAGCAAUGUGCAGUUUAGUGUCAGCUAAACACAUUAAACUAUAUGUAAACUA
Messenger RNA from Falco peregrinus (peregrine falcon), 2658 nucleotides. It is a transcript of the gene TSPO, whose product is annotated as translocator protein. Gene Ontology annotation, cellular component: membrane; endoplasmic reticulum. The record is from RefSeq and is a predicted model, not a curated record. The transcript is spliced from 4 exons. The coding region runs from base 1595 to 2098 and encodes 167 amino acids. Gene Ontology annotation, molecular function: cholesterol binding. Lineage: Eukaryota; Metazoa; Chordata; Aves; Falconiformes; Falconidae.